This is a messenger RNA of Tachysurus vachellii, 3900 nucleotides long. RefSeq names its product putative leucine-rich repeat-containing protein DDB_G0290503. Bases 57 to 3773 code for a protein of 1238 amino acids. Lineage: Eukaryota; Metazoa; Chordata; Actinopteri; Siluriformes; Bagridae. The record is from RefSeq and is a predicted model, not a curated record. The transcript has 44 exons. Gene Ontology annotation, molecular function: protein binding.
UGUGGUGAGUGAGGAUAUAUAAACAGAUGAAGUGACCGUGACAGUUGGUUAGAGCGAUGGCGUGGAUUCAGCUUCUGUUCUUCUCUCUUCUUCUCUCCUUCACUCCUCUCACUACACUGUCUCGCAGCGUACCUGGUGAUGAUGUGGAGAACGCUGGUGAUGAUGGUGAUGGUGAUGAUGGUGAUGGGAAUAUAUGUGAAAGUAUCUGUGGGGGCAUUGACGAGGAACUAAAAAGCUGCUGCAGGAAACUGGCUGAGAAAAUAGAUUACAGCUUUAACGUGGAGAAAGAUCUGUUUGCUGUGAAGGAGCAGCUGAGAUGGAACAAACUGUUGUGUAUAAACUCCUCUCAGGUGUCCUCAGUGCAGCUCGCAGCUCUGCAGAACCAGCUGGACAGCAUGCUACAGCAGCUCGAGGAGAAAGGCACCCAGGGACCUUCUCAAACCAUGUCGAACAUCCUGCAGGAGUAUGUGAAAGCUCAGAAGCUUGAGUUGAACCUUUUAGCAGAGACAGAUCCAAAGAAGAUCACAGAGAUUCAGGAACAACUGAAAAAAUCAAAAGCUGAACUGGAGGUGCUGGUUGGGAACUUAAAUGAGAUAGAGUGCUAUACAGGGAACAGGAGCAGAGAUUUAGAGAAGGAGCUGAGUGAGAAAUCAGACAGGAUUUCAGAACUGCUUGGCGCGAAUCUGUAUAUGGAGGAGAAGAUUGCUGACACGCUGUCAGAAUGCAACGACCUUCAGGAAAAUUACAACAAUUUGGAGGAGAGGUUUGAUGAAGAAGAGGAAGAAUACAACCAACUGAAGGAAAAUUACAAUGAAUUAUUAAAGGAGGUGGAAAACAAUGGAAAACCCGACCCAGACCUGAAGCUGACUCUGGACAUUCUGCCUCUGAUCCAGGAAAUCAACAAGCUGGAGGACAGAAUCCGAUCUGAGACGUCAGAGUCGGAGAGAAACAAGCUAGAGGAGGAGCUGAGCGAGAAGAAGAAACAACUCGAAUCUAAAAAGAAGGAAUCAAACGAUCCAGAUACAAAUAAAAUUCUCACCAUAAUCUCCAAACUGGAGGAGCUGUGGAAGUUUCAGAAUGAGAACAUAGACGUGAACAGUUUGGACCAAAUCAAAGAUAAGAAAGAGGAAGUGCUUGGACUGAUCUCUGAACUGGACGACUCAAACCUGGCCAAAAUCGUGCUGAAGAACAUGGUUUUGCUGUCAGAUCAAACACAUCUACAAAGACUUAUGUCAGACAUCAAAGAGAAGGCAGACAAACAGAUAGCAGAACUGCAGAAGGACCUGAGGAAGAAGGAGGAGGAGCUGAAGAGGAAGACCACAGAACUGGCACAGAAGGACAGUAAUGUAGCCAAGCUCACCAAUGAUAUCAAGAAUUUGAAAGAAGAACAGGAGAAACUUAAAAAACAACAGAAAAACCUGGAGGAAACUGCAGCGUCACAGCUCGCAGAACUGCAGGAUCAGCUGGAUGAGAAGAAGCAGGAGCUGGAGAAAUGGAAAAACUCACUACAGAAGAAGGAAUCAGAGUUAGCAACAAAUGUAAUAAAGAUCACUGAGCUCCUCGAGAAACUCAGACAGACUGAAGAGGAAGCCAGCAGGAGAAGCCAGGAGGCUGCAAAAAGGAUAACAGAUCUGGAGGAUCAGCUGAAGCAGGAAGAGCUGAAAAAUAAAAGACUGCAGACUGCACUGAAGAAUGCCACAGAUUGCGAUAAGCUGAAGAAAUCCUACGACAAACUGAAGACUGAGUUUGAUGACACAGUUUUAAAGCUGAAUGACACACUGACUAAACAAGUGUUUACAGUGGAAGCACUCAGACAGGACAUACAGAGACUGGAGCAGGAAAUCCGCUCGUCAGAAGGAAACACUGAUGAGCUGAAACUGAGACUACAACAGAAGAAAGCAGAGCUGGAGGAGGCCAAAAAGAAUAUAAAGAAAUGGAGAAAAGAAACUCUGAAGAUUAAUCAAAUACUCGAGGAUUUGAGAAAGGUGGAAAAGAAGCAGGAGGAACACAUCCAGGAGUAUUUAGCCAAGAUAAGCCGACUGGAGAAGGACAUGGAGGAAUUGUUGGCUCAACUGACGGCCAGUGGAAACGAGAAGGCUACACUGUCCAUCCAGGUGAUCUUUUUAAAGGAGGAAGUGGCCCAGUUAAAUAAAGCUCUUGUGAGACUUGAAGAGCAGGAGCAAGAGAAGACUGCAGGUUUGGAGAAGGAGAUUGAAGAGAAGAAUAAAGAGAUUGCUUACCUAAACAAAAGCGGCUGUGGAACUGACCAACUCAAGAAGCAGAUAUCUAACCUGAAGCAGGAGCUGAGUGAGAAACAGCAGGAGCUGGAGCAGCUGAGGAGAGCGAACGCUGCACAGAUCAGGGAGCUGCAGGAUCAGCUAACCGAGAAGAACCGCAAGCUGGAGGAAGCCACACAGGAACUGGGGGAGCUCGACUCAGAAAACGCUAAACUGCUUGAUAAAUUAGGCAAUCUGAAUGCACAGCUGAUCGAACAGACAGGAGACCAAAAGCGUGAAGUUGGUGCUGCUCAGAAACGCAUCUCUGAACUGGAAAAGCAGCUGAAGAAAAAGGAGAAGGAAAUUUCAGACCUGAAUAACAGUAAUGCAGAAUGUGAGCAGCAGCUGAACCAAAAGCAGAGCGAAGUUUCAGACCUGAACAUCAGUAACGAUGAACUUAAAAAUCAGCUGAAGAAAAAGGAGAAGGAACUCACAAAUCUGAGUAACGCUAAUGCAGAUCAGCUGAAGAGGAAGGAGAAGGAAAUUUCAGAUCUGAUGAACAGUAACACAGAGCUUGAAGAUCAGCUGAAGCAAAAGGAGAAGGAACUUUCAGACCUGAGAGACAGUAAUGCAGGGGUGAAAGAGGAGAAUGAACGUCUGCGUGAUCAUCUGGCGACACUGAAUGAGACACUCAAGGCAAAAGAGAAGCUUGAAGAUCAGCUGAAGCAAAAGGAGAAGGAACUUUCAGACCUGAAUGAGAAGAAUGCUGAUGUGAUUAGAGAAAAUGAGCGUCUGCGUGUAGAUGUGGGGAAACUGAACAACCGAGUCAAAGCCCUGCAGAUAAGUGAUGAUCAGCUGAAGCAAAAAGAGAAGGAAAUUUCAGACCUGAAGAAAGUGAACACCAAGCUGCUUGAUGAGAAGAAGAAUCUGCAAGUAGAUGUGACCAACCUAAAGAAUCAAUUAGAGGAGAUAAAAAAAAAGCCAGUCACAGUCUCACCUCCAGGGACUCUAAAGUUUGACUCCAACACAGCUCACAAGAAUCUCCUGAUCUCUAAUGACCACCAGUCAGUGCGGGGUGUUAAGUACGCCCUCGAGCGACCCUACUCCCCGAGUCGCUAUGACACGGUGAUUGCUGCCCUCACAAAAACAGGCUUCAACAGUGGCCGAGCAUACUGGGAGGUACAGGUGAAAGAGCGCUUGUGCUACACUGUGGGUGUAGCAGCUGAAACUGCACCCAGAAAAGGAAAUAUCAGGUACCGUCCCAGUAACAGAUACUGGGUCAUACAGAAGGAGAACAAUCAGCACUACAUGCUAAUGGAACAACCUUUGCUGCUCCACCUCACGGACAAACUCAACGUCAUCGGGGUCCUCAUCGACUUCGACACCGGGGAGGUGGCCUUCUACAACUCUCAAACCAGAACAGUCCUCGGUAUCUUCAGGGGGAACAACUUCACUCAGAAGCUCUACCCCUUUGUGGCUACGUGUGGCCGAGAGGGUCCAGAGGACUGGCCCAUGGAGCUGCUGGAUACUGGCUUCCCAACAUGGCUUCCUAACUAACACAAAACAAAAAAUGCAUGCACGCAGGCACACACAUGCACACCACUAUAUAAAGCUUUAAAAAGAAUUAUACCUUUUUAACUUUUGCAUGGAUUUCUGAAAUAAAAACAGUCUGUUUUGCUUUCAA